AUGGAUCUUGACCAAAUUUGGUCGGAGACAUCCUUUGUGGAAGGGGAACAAAUUCUGGGUGAAUGUGGCCCCCAUGGGGCUGGAGGGAAGGCAGCAAUAUGUGAAAUAGAGGCCCACAGUACUGGUCAGAAACUUGAGUUGGCCCACAGUACUGGUCAGAAACUGGAGUUAGCCCACAGUACUGGUCAGAAACUGGAGUUAGCCCACAGUACUGGUCAGAAACUGGAGUUAGCCCACAGUACUGGUCAGAAACUUGAGUUGGCCCACACUACUGGUCAGAAACUUGAGUUAGCCCACACUACUGGUCAGAAACUUGAGUUAGCCCACAGUACUGGUCAGAAACUUGAGUUAGCCCGCAGUACUGGUCAGAAACUUGAGUUAGCCCGCAGUACUGGUCAGAAACUUGAGUUGGCCCACAGCACUGGUCAGAAACCUGAGUUAGUCCACAGUACUGGUCAGAAACUUGAGUUAGUCCACAGUACUGGUCAGAAACUUGAGUUGGCCCACAGUACUGGUCAGAAACUUGAGUUAGCCCACAGUACUGGUCAGAAACUUGAGUUGGCCCACAGUACUGGUUAG
This is a messenger RNA of Pecten maximus, 579 nucleotides long. Its product is annotated as sperm acrosomal protein FSA-ACR.1-like. NCBI's taxonomy places the organism in Eukaryota, Metazoa, Mollusca, Bivalvia, Pectinida, Pectinidae. The record is from RefSeq and is a predicted model, not a curated record. The transcript is spliced from 2 exons. Bases 1 to 579 code for a protein of 192 amino acids.